AUAAUUAUAUACUUCCACUUCCCUUGGACAACAAAAGUUUUCCGUUUGAGAAAUCAGCAACAAUGAAGAUGAGCAGUACGCAAGGUCCACACUCUCUGGCCUUUCGGGUAAUGAGACUCUGCCGUCCUUCGCUUCACGUCGAAAUUCCGGUCAGAUUUGAUCCUUCCGAUCUGUUGUUCGGUGAAGAUCUCUUCGAUGAUCCCGUUGCCGCUUCUCAUCUCCCUCGACUCCUCGCUGACACAGUCUCCGACGGAACUACUACCUCUGCGGCUGAUCCAUCGGAUCUCUCUUACCGGAAUAGAUUCCUUCUUCAGCAUCCUUCUGAUUCUCUUGGCCUCCCUGGUCUCCUCCUGCUACCUCAGUCCUUUGGGGCAAUAUAUUUGGGAGAGACGUUCUGCAGUUAUAUAAGCAUAAAUAACAGCUCCAAUUUUGAAGUUAGAGAUGUUACCAUCAAGGCUGAAAUCCAAACAGAGAGGCAGAGGAUACUUCUUUUAGAUACUUCUAAAUCACCUGUUGAGUCAAUACGUGCUGGAGGUAGAUAUGACUUCAUCGUGGAACAUGAUGUGAAAGAACUUGGUGCACACACGUUGGUCUGCACUGCUCUUUAUAAUGACAACGAUGGUGAGCGGAAAUAUCUUCCACAAUAUUUCAAAUUUAUGGUUGCGAAUCCACUUUCUGUUAGAACAAAGGUCCGCGUUGUUAAGGAAACCACUUUUUUGGAGGCUAGCAUAGAGAAUCAUACAAAAUCUAAUCUCUAUAUGGACCAAGUUGAUUUUGAGCCAGCUCAGAAUUGGAAUGCUACAGUACUAAGAGGUGUUGAUCACCAUCCAGAGAGCAAACAACCAAUGAGUGAUGUAUUUAAGCCUCCUAUUCUCUUAAAAUCUGGGGGCGGGAUCCAUAAUUUCCUCUACCAAUUGAAGUUAUCAUCAGAUGGCUCUCCACUGCCGAAGGUGGAGGGAAGUAAUGUCUUGGGAAAACUUCAGAUAACUUGGCGGACAAAUUUGGGUGAACCCGGACGCCUUCAGACACAACAAAUUCUUGGAAGUUCCAUUGCUCAAAAAGACAUUGAACUAAGAGCGGUGGAAGUGCCAUCGAUUAUCAUGCUGGAGAAACCUUUCAUGGUACGUCUGAAUCUUACAAAUCAGACAGACAGGGUGCUGGGGCCUUUUGAAGUUUGGGUGUCACAAAGUGACUCACUUGAUGAGAAGGCUAUCAUGGUUAAUGGUCUUCUAACAAUGCAUUUGGCACAGGUGGAAGCAUUUAGCUCUUCAGAAUUAGAGUUGAAUCUGAUUGCUGUGAAGCAUGGGGUACAGAAAAUCACAGGCAUUACAGUGUUCGACACACGCGAGAAGAAAACAUAUGAUUCUUUACUGGAAUUGGAGGUAUUUGUCGAUUCACAGUAGGUAUUUGAGCCAGACAUCGUUACAAAGUAAUAGGGACGUUGAUCUGACUGAUGAUCGGAGUUGGUACUUUUACAGCUCAGAACAUCACAGUUAAGAUCUAGAGUACAUCUCCAAAUGCCAAACAACGAGACAGGUACUUGCCUGUUCAAUAGCCUCAAUGGUUCUUGGCAUUCAUCCAGAGGAUCUUUAAACGAUUAACUUGUGUUUUUAUCGAUCGAUCGACAGUGUACACUAAUCAUGCACCUGUUAUUUUCUCAGUGUAGUUUUGUGCCUUUCCUCUACCAAUUGUGCUAAAAUAUUGGGGAAGUUCAUGUUUUCAUUUUUUUCUUUCUUACAUGAAGAGAGUUUUGACACUUGAUGUUA
Molecule: messenger RNA, 1766 nt
Organism: Solanum lycopersicum (tomato)
Lineage: Eukaryota; Viridiplantae; Streptophyta; Magnoliopsida; Solanales; Solanaceae
Cellular component (GO): TRAPPIII protein complex
Source: RefSeq, a predicted model, not a curated record